AUGCCAGAGACAUGUGAUAAGAGCAAAAGGUGUGGACAACACCGAGUUCAACCACAACAUGACAACAUCAAACACCUGGAGGGACCACACCCUCCUCCUCCUCCUCCUCCUCUUCCUCUUCCUCCUCCUCCUGCUUCACCUCCUUCAACCGGGGAAGUGGUGUCACCGCCUGCCUCAGGAAGUCAGUGCUGGGGAAAUAUGGACGGUAUAAGGCUGAAGCAGCAGAGACCAUCAGUUCUGCGUCAAGUUGCCCAAACAGCUUUCAGACAAGAACAUGUGCAUCCAGAGAGUAGUACAGUCGUCUCCAUUUGCAAGGAAGAGGUGGAUGCAAGUCACCUUCCCCAGUCGUCUUCACCGCACAUGGGCUUGUCUCCCAGAGCUGUCCAUCAAUACCUCCCGUUAAGGACAGAUGGUCCAAAGCAGAACACCAUUGAGGCCAGGAUUUAUGAUAGCAUCAAUGAGGGGGCGAGUGCUCUGUUUGUGAGUGGCCUCUGCCGCUGGCCUGGUUGUGAUGCAGUGUCUGAAGAUUUCUCUAGUUUCUUAAAGCAUCUCCAUUCAGAACACAGGCAUGGUGACAGAAGCAUUGCUCAGUGGCGGGUCCAGCAGGAUAUUGUUCAGUACAUGGAGAGUCAGCUCAUUCUGGAAAAACAGAAACUCAUUGCGAUGCAACUUCACCUCUCUGAACAUAAAUACUCUGAUUUGAAGGCAGCUUCUGAGUGGCCAUACAGCCUUCCUUUAUUCCUGCCACAGCCCCAUGUAACCGACGGAGUCCAACAAUGGGACAUUAAGCGUAUGGAGGAAUUGGUCCAACAUGGCUACAGAGCUGUUGGAUCUGCCCCUACUUUACAAGAUCUGGUCACCAGUAGUGAAUGUUACAAGUACAACAACAUCAGACCACCAUACACCUAUGCUUACUUGAUAAGAUGGUCGAUCCUGGAGUCUCCAGACAAACAGCGUACUCUGAAUGAGAUCUACAACUGGUUCACUACCAUGUUCUUCUACUUCAGACACAACACUGCUACCUGGAAGAAUGCAGUCCGUCACAACCUGAGCCUUCACAAAUGUUUUGUGCGAGUGGAGGGAGGCAAAGGAGCAGUGUGGACAGUGGAUGAAAGAGAGUACCAAAGAAGGAAAGGCCAGAAGUAUCACAGAGAUUGCCCUGUGAAGUGGCUAACAUCCUGCUCCAUUUACAGCCCUGAGGACCCCUGAACACCAGCAGACAGUAGCUGGAGUCACAUCCACAUGUACUGGAAUAUUGCAAAAAGAAAUGAGUCUGUAGACUUGUUUCUUUGUGUCUUAUUUCCAAAUGACUUUUUUAAUGUGAUUGUAUGAUUUUUUUUUUUUUUUUUUUGCAAAACCAUAUUUUGUACUCAAGCCUGGCAACUGUUUUUGUACUUGUACUAAUCCAAAGAUUUGUUUUAAAAUAUGUGAAGGUAACAUUUAUGAGUGUUUGGUUAUCAUCCUGAUUUUACUCAUUUCUGGAUAGGACGUUUCUUUCAGGAAGUAGGCCAGUCGGUCAGACAUCUCUUACAUGGGCCGUUUAUAUCCUCCUACAUUGUCAUCUGCUCUUUAUACUUAGAUCUAGACAAAACAAUCAAUCAAAUCCAUUAAACAAAAUGGGUGUGAUACAAGUAGGUAUUUUGAUGCAUAACAUUAGUGGCAUCAGGAAUGUGGCUUAUGAAAUAAUCAGCAUAUCAAAUACUAACAGGGCUGACACCAUUGACAGUAUAUGAAAAAGAUUGAACUCUCCGUGAUGCAGGACUACCAAUAAAAAACGCAGCCUGGGAAUUUCCAAUCAUCAAAUUUAAACAUCAUCAAAAUUCUUUUUCUUUUUUUUUAAUCUUCAGAAUCUGUUCAUUUGUAUUGUGUCUUGUUAGGCUAAAAUGUGAAAGGAAUAAACCCAAUUUUCAAGGUUUUUCUCCUGAUGUUUGUGUGUGCAAAAGGCCAAAAAUAUCUAAGUUGGAUUAUGUAAUGAUUACCUGAAACCUAACUUGACUUCAUAGCUUCUUAUAUUAUCAGAAUUAUUUAAAAUAUUGCAACAUACUUGUUCAUUGUAUAUUCAUAGUACUUCUUGAAUGAAUCUCAUCAUAACAAUGACGUA
Molecule: messenger RNA, 2101 nt
Organism: Acanthochromis polyacanthus (spiny chromis)
Lineage: Eukaryota; Metazoa; Chordata; Actinopteri; Pomacentridae
Gene: foxp3b
Product: forkhead box P3b
Exons: 11
Coding region: 1-1209 (402 amino acids)
Biological process (GO): regulation of transcription by RNA polymerase II
Cellular component (GO): nucleus
Molecular function (GO): RNA polymerase II cis-regulatory region sequence-specific DNA binding; DNA-binding transcription repressor activity, RNA polymerase II-specific
Source: RefSeq, a predicted model, not a curated record